CAGAACAAGCGACAGCAUGUGGCCCGCUAGCUAAUGUUAACGUGACUUCCCUCUCCUCUCGCUCUCUCGGCUCGUAUUUAUUACAGCAACAAAGAAUGGACCCCCUCCUUGUUUUUGGUUGAAUGUACGGAAACGUAAUUACCACCGUAUUCUCCCUAGUUGUGUUAUGCUAGCCCUAGCGGUAGACUCCCUGACACGCCGAGCUACCGCUGCUAACGCUACUCUGCGACCCCCCCCGGCUGAGCUGCUGGCUUCAGCUCACGUUUGGUGACGUUACACCUCGUGAAAACCUACUUUUUGUUUUUUAAUAGUUAAAGCCGAACGACGCGCACACUGGACUUUAGGUAGCGAGUUGUGCAACGCUCCUUUCCGUUGCGUUUAACUUUUGUCUUCCUCGUUGUGCGGCUGCUGGUGGGCGCUGCUGUUUUCGUUUUGGGACUAAACCCCCCCCCCCCGUAAAGUCUGCGCUGUCUACAAAGCACAUUUUAUUUUUAAACUUUUCAAUAUCACUUUUUUUACGUGUAAUACUUGUGGUCGUCGCGUGGCUCUCGGAGUGACCUCUUUGAUUUAAUGGGUCCAAUCAUUGGGAUGUCACCAGAUAAGAAAACGGAAAUCCCGGGUAUGCAAGAGGAGCGGACGGGGCUCCGGGGCACGUGUGGCAUGGGAACCCUCCCGGAGGCGGAGUGCGCGUCCAGCCCGCUGGCCACCAGUGUGGAUCGCGCCGGAGGCACCGAGGACGAGGAGCUCACGAACCUCAACUGGCUCCACGAAAACCUGCUUCAGAACUUCACCCUGGGGGGCCCGGAGGCUCAGCCCAGCGGCAGCCCUCUCUUCGACAUAGAGGGCGACUACGGGUCCGGCCAGGGCCCGUCGUCGUCCUCCUCGUCCUCGUCACACGGCAGAGGCCGCGAGCGGGACUCGUUGAAGUCCAAGCCCCCGUUCUCCUUCUCGCUGCUCAUCUACAUGGCCAUCGAGCAGUCUCCCAGCAAGUCUUUGCCCGUCAAGGAAAUCUACGGCUGGAUCCUCGAACACUUCCCGUACUUCUCCAACGCUCCCACCGGCUGGAAGAACUCGGUCCGUCACAACUUGUCCCUGAACAAAUGCUUCCGCAAGGUCGAGAGGAGUUUGGGGAAGGCCAAUGGAAAGGGUUCUCUCUGGUGUGUUGACCCGGAGUACCGCCCCAACCUGAUCCAAGCCCUUAAGAAGCAGCACUUCCCUGCCGCAUAUGCCUUCUGCACACCACCCGCCUCCCCACCCAGUGCCUCCUCGCCCCCCCGUCAUCCCUUUCUACAAGGCUGCUCAUUCAAAGAGUCUGACAUUGAUGCUGCCACUGCCAUGAUGCUCUUAAACUCUGCCCCCGGGCACCACGUUGACCCAUGCAAUUCCGACGGCCCGCUGGACCUCUCCCGACCCGACUCUGUCCUGGUGAGCAGCGAUCCCAAGCAGGACCACAACUACAGCAGCGUCGCCAUGCAGCGCUGCUCCUCCCGCUCCUCCUCCUCGUCCCUCUCCUCCCUGGACGAAGGAGGCUGCGAGCGCCGGCAGUCCCACCGCGCCGGCAGUGAGGGCUUCCACAGCGACGAGGACUCCGACCUCUGGGACGAGAGGGGCGUCCACCAGACUUCUCGACGCCCGCCGGCCAUCAAGUGGCCCGCCGGCAAGAGGGCGCGGCGCGAGGCGAAGCCCGAGCUGGACGAGGAGCUGAAGGAGGCCGCCGGGUCCUUGCUGCACCUCGCCGGUAUACGCAGCUGCACGGAGGGCUCCAAACGCACUGUCAAGAGCACAAAACUGAACAGGAAAUGAGAAUUGCUUUCGCCUCACCAACCCCCCCCCCCCCUCCCUAAUCCCCCCCCAUCAGACUCCGGACCCUGUGGACCCUAACCUCUGACCCCUGAUCGUGUGUCCGAGUGUGCCUCCUUCUCCUUAUCUGAUCGUUCAUUGGCCAUUUGGAGCCUUUUUUUUGUUAGGGAGUAUCCCUGUCCAACAAACUAAUGGCAAUAGUAUCGUUCACACAGGAGAACAAAGCCAUAUAGACUUUUGUAACUCGGAGGGGUCUGGUGUUUGGGCUACGGAGAAACAUCAAGGAAAACCUAUCCAAAAUGACCUGCCUGCUUCUGUUGGAUUAGAAGAUUGUGAUUUUUUUUUUUUCCUCAAAAAGACAUAAUGGGAAAAAGCUGAAGGUUUUAUAACUCAAAGCGUUGCAUGCUUCCUCCUCAAACCUGUAUCCUCUUCCAAGUGAAUCUAUUUAUGAAGCGAAUGAAUGCAUGUUUGUAACAGACAAAACCUAACCUCCUGGUGUUAUCCAUUUUCUCCUGCUAAAGACAAAAAAAUUCCACACUUUUAAAAGGAAUUCCUGUUCCACAAAUCCUCUUGUAAGAGAGAUGCAAUAAUUAUCCACAACCUUAACUUUUUUUGACUUGAUUUCAUGUUGGCAUUUUUCCGAGUUGGGUAUGCUAGUUGAACUUUACAAUUAAGAAAAUGAAUGGAGUAGUACUAUUAUCUUGUUAUGCGGUAGUUAUUACACACAAGCUCUGGCUCCAUUUCAGGAUUAGCAAGAUGUGGAAAUAGUAUUACUCUACCACUGCCAAAUUUAGUUGCAAAGUUAGCUACACCACUUCGCUCAGUUUUGUGCGUCCAUUACAUUGCUAUACAAAUGAAAGCUGUUUUUUAUUUUUAUUUUGCAAAUCAGCUGCUCAUCCUGUCGACCCCCUUUGUUCAUCAGUGUGUUUUUGACAUUCGUUGUGCAGACAUAUAUUCACAUGUUUGGUGACAGCCUAUGCAAAGUAAGCAUCUGCCACUUGUUGCCAGAUGUUCACUGCCUGUUCAUAGGUGAACCUCCAUAGAUUUAAUUUGAUUUUGCGUGUCUCGUGUGCGUGCCUGUUUCAUAGUGCAUGUCGACUUCAGCCUCAACCUGAUAUAUGACGGUCUUGACAGAAAGGGUUUGAAAUUGUCAAACACUUUCUCCUCUACUGAGUAAGUACUCGAACCCCCCCGAUGUGAUCGGUGUAAUGACGUAUCUUCUGGCUGGUACUCCACCUGCUCCGGGUCCUUUUUCAAUGGAGAGCUGGUUAAUAACCAGAAUAAGGAGCGGGCGGCAAACUAAAAUAGCGACUCCUUCCAUUAUUUGGGUUUGCAGCACUCCUCUGUGUACUUUUGGAAAAUGACAAAUUGAUACCGCUCAUUUUCUGUUGGCUGGACCUGUGGUAAAGUUAAUUCACAACUUGAGAGAGGCUGUGUCUGUUCUGGGGAAAGGAAACUGUAAAGGUGCGAUCACUGUGCAUACUCGAGGUCAAAGGGUGAGGAGGGAACCGUACGUGGCCAGAAAGAACUGGAAGGGGUGGCAGACCUGUGACUCUCUCAUGGCUCUGGUCGGCCACAAGUGUUUCGUCCUCGCUCUUCCUCCUAGAACAAAAUGAUAGAAGUGCACGCUCUCUUCUCAAGCUGCGAAAUGGAGUGUUUGCUGUCAGUUGAUUGCAUGCAGUUCACUGAGGGGAAGUUGCGAGCCGCUUGUGCAAAAGGCCAAAAGUGUCAUUUGUACUAUUAAAAAAAAAAAAAGGCGAUAUGCUGGCAGCACACAAUACAAGGUAGCAUGGAAGCCCAUUGAGGUAAACAAAGAGAAAAUCAUAAUAUCGCUUCCCGCAGCACUAGAUCACAUCGUCGCAGUGACUGUUAGUAUAGCAUGCAUGGUCAGUGCCAAACAUUUUCCCGUGCCACUGGUGUAAAAGUGCAAAGGGCGACGGUAACUGUAUUCCUCUGCUGCCACAAUGCAGCGCUGGGAGUAACAAUGCCCCAGUUUUCUCAAUCAUCCGAACAGGAAAUGGGAGAGGACGCUGGCCACUACAGUGACCUAACCAGUCUCUUGGGUUAUUUUUGUAGCUUUAGAGUGGGAACUGCUCUUAGCGGAGUACGCUGCAGUUCUACUAAUAAGUAAUACUUGCAUACACUGGUCUUGUUUAGCUGUGAAAAAAAGAACAAAUUAUUGUUCAUUAAUCAUCACCUUAUUUAUGACAUUAAUUUAUGGGAUUAUUGAAUGCAAAGUCUAUCAAAAACCGGUCAUUUUAAACAAGUGACUAGGCAGAUUUAUUUUUCUCCCUCUGUGAACACCACUUAAUAAGUAUUUCUGUUUUUCUCCAUGUCUUAUUUUACAGCAAUACACUUUUUUUUCACUAUGAUAUAGUGAUUAAGUAUUUUGCCAAUGUCUACUGUCUUUAGAGAGGGUGUUUUGUUUUUCAAUCUAACCUUGACUGCCAGGUUUUCUUGAUGUUUUUGCUUUUUGUUAUGCCGGAUAGUUUAUUAUCAUUGAUCCUUAAACCUUUUUGUUGCCAAACUUGAUGCAUAGCUGGGUUAUAAGAUUCAAGACGCAUUGCAGAAGUGAAUUUCUUUUUUUCUUUUCUUUUUUUUUUUUUUACAUUUGUCUCAUGUUAACAUUUAGAUAUUGUGACCUCAGCCAAUUAAAUAUUGGCUCUCGGGUCUCAUCACAGUCACAAAAAAAAAAACAAGUUAAAAAAAUGACUGCCACUCAUAACUCAUAAUGCUUAUGCAUGUUCAUAAUGUCAGUGAAAACUGGAUCAGACUCACCUGAUAUGAGUCAGAUCGGUGGAUGAGCCACCUAAACAUUUAGGCGUCCAACGCAAAGCCCAGUUCCUUCAUUGCUCAACACCUGUUGUCGAAUAUUGAUUACGUGAUUCUCUAAAUUUUUGUUGCAGUUCCUAAGGGUAUGAAGAACAUUUUUGUUGCCAACCCAGUAUACAUUUGUGUCAGUUGUCUGCCAUGUCUACUGAACCGACAUUUUGGUUUUUGUAUGCUAACCUCUGUUGAUAAAAUGUUUAUAAGAUUUAUUUUCGCCAAAGAUAUGCAAUUGCAUUAUAUAUGGUAUUUCAAAAAUAUUAAUAAAAACCUGUUCUUGUUUUCA
This is a messenger RNA of Gasterosteus aculeatus aculeatus (three-spined stickleback), 4912 nucleotides long. It is a transcript of the gene foxn2a, whose product is annotated as forkhead box N2a. Gene Ontology annotation, biological process: regulation of DNA-templated transcription. Gene Ontology annotation, molecular function: cis-regulatory region sequence-specific DNA binding; DNA-binding transcription factor activity. The record is from RefSeq and is a predicted model, not a curated record. Gene Ontology annotation, cellular component: nucleus. NCBI's taxonomy places the organism in Eukaryota, Metazoa, Chordata, Actinopteri, Perciformes, Gasterosteidae.